This is a messenger RNA of Balearica regulorum gibbericeps (East African grey crowned-crane), 2225 nucleotides long. The record is from RefSeq and is a predicted model, not a curated record. Lineage: Eukaryota; Metazoa; Chordata; Aves; Gruiformes; Gruidae.
UUUUUUUUUUUAAGGAUCUGUGUGAGAAUGACCGUGUUCUUCUGUCUCUUAAACUUUGUAUCUGCAUCUCAAAGUAGCUGUAAUUUGGAGGAGACUAGUGAAUAUCCUGCUGAGUUAUGAGAAGACAUUCACCACCGUAAAACAGUCUGGAAGAAGAUUUCUCUAAGAAAAUCAAAGAGCAUAGAAUCCUUUAAUAAAACAGAAGACAUUUAGAAUUUCAUAAGCUUUUGGCUCUCCAGGUCUUAAAAAAAAAAAAAGAAAAAAUGAAUCGUUACACAAUCAUCAAACAACUAGGUGAUGGCACCUAUGGCAGUGUGUUGAUGGGGAAGAGCAAUGAGUCAGGAGAACUUGUGGCUAUCAAAAGAAUGAAAAGAAAGUUCUAUUCAUGGGAUGAAUGUAUGAAUUUGAGAGAAGUCAAGUCUCUGAAGAAGCUAAAUCAUGCCAAUGUAAUAAAACUGAAAGAAGUCAUACGAGAAAAUGACCACCUUUACUUUGUAUUUGAAUACAUGAAGGAAAAUCUCUAUCAGUUAAUGAAGGACAGAAACAAGUUGUUCCCUGAGUCAGUCAUCAGAAACAUGAUGUAUCAGAUAUUACAAGGGCUAGCUUUUAUCCAUAAACACGGAUUUUUUCAUAGAGAUAUGAAACCUGAAAACCUUCUCUGUAUUGGACCAGAACUUGUGAAAAUAGCAGAUUUUGGUUUGGCUAGAGAACUAAGGUCUCAGCCACCUUAUACAGAUUAUGUUUCUACCAGGUGGUACCGUGCUCCUGAAGUUUUGCUAAGAUCAUCUAUUUAUAGCUCACCUAUUGAUAUGUGGGCAGUUGGCAGCAUAAUGGCUGAAUUGUACACACUAAGACCUCUUUUCCCAGGCACGAGUGAAGUAGAUGAAAUCUUCAAAAUUUGCCAAGUAUUAGGGACCCCAAAGAAGAGUGACUGGCCAGAAGGAUACCACCUUGCUUCUGCCAUGAAUUUCCGUUUCCCACAAUGUGUCCCUAUAAGCCUAAAAACUCUCAUCCCAAAUGCAAGCAACGAAGCAAUACAGCUUAUGAGUGAUAUGCUGAACUGGAAUCCAAAGAAGAGACCUACAGCAAGUCAGGCUUUGAAGUACCCUUACUUUCAAGUUGGCCAAGUUUUAGGACCUCCUCCGCAGUUUCUGGAGAAGCAGACUCCUAUUAAAGCAGUUCAGCCAACAGAGCCAAAGCCAGCUUUACCUAAACUGGAAACUUUAUCCAAGCCAGAACCUCUGUCUUCACCUGAUGUACCCAACAAAACACAGCCGCAGCCCCUGUCAAAGGUUAACCACCAGCCUCUCCAGCAAAUUCAGUUGCCUCAGAAUACAGCUAACCAGCAAGUACAAAACCAGCAGCAGCCACAGGCACAACCAUUUUUUCCAACUAUCAAUAAAAACUCAUCACCAAAACAAGCAGCUAGUGGCCCUCAAAAUGGUGCAGUGGGUCCUAAAAGCUGCAGAAGACGAUGGGGUCAGACUUUGGUAAAGGCUGUGGAUAGCUGGGAUGACUUGGAUGACACUGAAUUUGGAAUGUCAUGUUCAAAGAAGCCUAGUAUUGCACUGUUAAAAGAAAAGAAAAACAAGGAAUGCCUUUUUAGUGUGCCAGAACCAAAAGCUGCAUGCUGUAUCCAGCCAGGAGGGGAAAAUAAGGUUCUGAUGAGAAAUGAUUCUGGAAGAUCAAAUACAUCAGCAAAACAGUACUACCUAAGGCAAUCAAGAUACCUACCUGGUGUAAACCCUAAGAGUGUCUCUUUAGUAGCAGUCAAUAAAGAAGGAUCACAUGGAACCUGGAACAACCAGUUGUUUUCUAAACCGCUGGCACAUACUGGAGGAGUGACUUUUAACAGAAAUACUACAGAUGAGAACUUAAUUAUACCUAUUGAAAAGCUAUCAUGCAAAGAAAGGUUGAAUGAAAAAUUAGAGGAUCCAAAAGGAAAUCCUGGCUUUGUAAGUGGUGCUGCUUACAACCCAUCUGGAGUAUAUAUCCCUUCGUUUCAUAAAAAAGAAGUUGGAUCAGCUGGACAACGGAUACAGUUAGCUCCUCUGGGUGCACCUGUAUCAGAUUAUUCCUGGAAAAGCAAAGCUGCUCAUGCUCAGUUACCAGGUCCUACUUUCAAUUCAGCAGCAAAACACAUGAAUAUUUUAACUCGUCCACCAACAAUUCAGCCAGUACAUGGAAGAACAGACUGGGUGGCCAAAUAUGGAGGAAACAGAUAA